Messenger RNA from Podarcis raffonei (Aeolian wall lizard), 7505 nucleotides. It is a transcript of the gene FLII, whose product is annotated as FLII actin remodeling protein. Gene Ontology annotation, molecular function: phosphatidylinositol-4,5-bisphosphate binding; actin filament binding. The coding region runs from base 137 to 3967 and encodes 1276 amino acids. Gene Ontology annotation, biological process: actin filament severing; barbed-end actin filament capping; actin polymerization or depolymerization. NCBI's taxonomy places the organism in Eukaryota, Metazoa, Chordata, Lepidosauria, Squamata, Lacertidae. The transcript has 30 exons. The record is from RefSeq and is a predicted model, not a curated record. Gene Ontology annotation, cellular component: nucleus; cytoplasm; actin cytoskeleton.
AAUUGUUCCCCCUCCCUGUUUAGGGCUGUGUCACCGAGGGAGAGCAGAAGCCGCUGAGUUGGGGAGUUAGAGACUAGCAAGGCGUCGCUGGUGCUGCUGCUGUCCCUAAUCUUCCCGCCCCCCGUGGAAAGGAGCCAUGGCUGCCACCGGGGUGCUCCCCUUCAUCCGGGGGGUCGAUCUCAGCGGGAACGACUUCAAGGGCGGUUAUUUUCCAGAGCACGUCAAGUCGAUGACCAGCUUGCGAUGGCUGAAGCUGAACCGCACCGGCCUCUGCUACCUGCCCGAAGAACUGUCUUCCCUCCAAAAGCUGGAACAUCUCUCCGUGAGCCACAACAGCCUCACCACUCUCCAUGGAGAACUCUCCGGCCUGCCUUGCCUCCGGGCCAUUGUUGCUCGUGCCAACUGCCUGAAGAACUCUGGGGUUCCUGAUGACAUCUUCCAACUCGACGACCUCUCUGUGUUGGACCUGAGCUACAACCAGCUGACGGAGUGUCCCCGGGAGCUUGAGAAUGCCAAAAACAUGCUCGUGCUGAACCUGAAACAUAACAGCAUCGACAACAUCCCCAACCAGCUGUUCAUCAACCUGACAGACCUGCUCUACCUGGAUUUGAGUGACAACAAGCUGGAGAGCCUUCCCCCCCAGAUGAGGCGCCUGGUGCACCUGCAGACCUUGAUUCUGAAUAACAACCCUCUCCUGCAUGCGCAGCUCAGGCAACUCCCGGCAAUGGUGGCCUUGCAGACGCUCCACCUCAGGAACACACAACGAACCCAGAGCAACCUUCCCACGAGCUUGGAAGGCUUGUCAAAUCUUGCAGAUGUGGACCUCUCCUGUAAUGACCUGACCCGCGUCCCUGAGUGUCUCUACACCCUGUCCAACAUACGGCGCCUCAAUCUCAGCAGCAACCAAAUUGGAGAGCUCUCCCUCUGCAUUGACCAGUGGUGCCAGCUGGAGACCCUCAAUCUGUCCAGGAACCAGCUUACCUCCUUGCCGUCGGCCAUCUGUAAGCUGACCAAGCUCAAGAAACUCUACCUGAACUCCAACAAGCUGGAUUUUGACGGCAUUCCUUCGGGGAUUGGGAAGCUGGUCUCCCUGGAGGAAUUCAUGGCUGCAAACAACAACUUGGAACUGAUUCCAGAAAGCCUCUGCAGGUGUGUCAAGCUCAGGAAGUUGGUUUUGAACAAGAACCGCUUGGUCACUUUACCCGAGGCUGUGCACUUUCUGACAGACAUUGAGAUCCUUGAUGUUCGUGAGAACCCCAACCUGGUGAUGCCCCCCAAGCCUGUGGACAGGACCUCCGAGUGGUACAACAUUGACUUCUCCCUGCAGAACCAGCUGCGACUGGCGGGGGCCUCCCCUGCCACCGUAGCAGCUGCUGGGGCAGGGAGCAGCCCAAAGGACCCCAUGGCGCGAAAGAUGCGCCUGCGGAGACACAAAGACUCAUCACAGGAUGAUCAGGCAAAGCAGGUGCUGAAGGGGAUGUCGGACGUGGCGCAAGAGAAGAACAAGAAGAUGGAGGAGAACGGAGACCCAAAGUACACGGACCUGAAAACCCGCCGCUGGGAUCAGAGUUUGGAGAAGCCUCAGCUCAACUACUCUGAGUUCUUUACGGAGGACGUGGGGCAGCUCCCUGGCGUCACCGUCUGGCAGAUCGAGAACUUUGUGCCCACAAUGGUGGACGAGACCUUUCACGGGAAGUUCUACGAGGCCGACUGCUACAUUGUCCUGAAGACUUUCCUAGACGAUAACGGCUCAUUGAACUGGGAGAUCUACUACUGGAUUGGCCAGGAAGCCACGCUCGACAAGAAAGCCUGCUCUGCCAUCCAUGCAGUCAACCUGCGCAACUAUCUGGGCGCUGAAUGCCGCAGCAUCCGGGAGGAGAUGGGAGACGAGAGUGAUGAGUUCAGCCAGGUCUUCGAUCACGAGAUCUCCUACAUUGAAGGUGGGACGGCCAGUGGCUUCUAUACAGUGGAAGACACACACUACGUCACCAGGCUUUACCGCGUUUAUGGAAAGAAGAACAUAAAGUUGGAACCGGUACCUUUGAAGGCAGCAUCACUGGAUCCUCGGUUCGUCUUCCUGUUGGACCAUGGCCUCGAGAUCUACAUCUGGAGGGGGAGCCAGGCCACUCUGAGUGGCACCACCAAAGCCAGGCUUUUCGCAGAGAAGAUCAAUAAGAACGAGAGGAAGGGGAAGGCAGAGAUCCUGACCGUCAGUCAGACACAGGAGGCGCCCGAGUUUUGGGAGGUCCUGGGAGGGCAGCCAGAUGAGAUCAAGCCCAACGUCCCAGAUGACUUCAAGCCUCCCAGACCUAAACUCUACAAGGUCGGUUUAGGUUUGGGUUACCUGGAGCUGCCCCAGAUCAACUACAAGCUUUCUGUGGAACACAAGAAGAGGCCCAAAGUGGAUCUGCUGCCAGAAAUGAGACUGCUUCAAAGUCUGUUGGACACCAAGUCGGUCUACAUCCUGGACUGCUGGUCUGACGUUUUCAUCUGGAUCGGCCGCAAGUCUCCUCGCCUGGUGCGCGCCGCUGCCCUCAAGUUGGGCCAGGAGCUCUGCAGCAUGCUGCAUCGCCCCAAACACGCCAUGGUGACCCGCAACCUGGAGGGCACUGAGUGCCAGGUCUUCAAGUCCAAAUUCAAGAACUGGGAUGACGUGCUGAAGGUGGAUUACACCCGCAACGCGGAGUCGGUCAAGCAGGCGGACGGCCUUUCAGGAAAAGUUCAGAAAGACUCUGAAAAGAAGGACCAGAUGAAGGCUGACCUGACAGCCCUCUUCCUGCCGCGCCAGCCCCCCAUGCCGCUAAGCGAGGCGGGGCAGCUCAUGGAGGAAUGGAACGAAGACCUGGAUGGCAUGGAGGGCUUUGUCCUGGAAGGCAAGAAGUUCGCCCGCCUUCCUGAGGAGGAAUUUGGGCAUUUCCACACCCAGGAUUGCUACGUCUUCCUGUGCCGGUACUGGGUCCCCGUGGAGAGCGAGGAGCAAGAGGAGGAGGAGAAGAAGAAGAAGAAAAAGAGACCCGAAGGGGCUGCCGAGGGAGAGGAGGAGGAAGAGGAGGAGGAGGAGGAAGAGGAGGAGGAGAAGCAGCCCGAGGAAGAUUUCCAGUGCGUUGUUUAUUUUUGGCAAGGCAGGGAGGCCUCCAACAUGGGCUGGCUCACAUUCACUUUCAGCCUCCAGAAGAAAUUUGAGAACCUUUUCCCUGGGAAGCUGGAGGUUGUGCGGAUGACGCAGCAGCAGGAGAACCCCAAGUUCCUCUCCCACUUCAAGCGGAAAUUCAUCAUCCACAAGGGCAAGAGGAAAGCGAGGGAUGAUGGGCUACAGCCCAGCCUCUACCACAUCCGUACGAACGGCAGCGCCCUCUGCACCCGAUGUAUCCAGAUCAACACAGACUCCAGCCUUCUCAACUCCGAGUUUUGUUUUAUCCUGAAGGUUCCCUUUGAAAGCACAGACAACCAAGGCAUUGUGUACACCUGGGUGGGCCGGGCUGCCGACCCCGACGAAGCCAAGCUGGCUGAGGACAUGAUGAACUGCAUGUUUGAUGACUCCUACAGCAAGCAGGUGAUCAAUGAGGGAGAGGAGCCUGAGAACUUCUUCUGGGUUGGAAUUGGUGCACAGAAGCCUUAUGACGGAGAUGCCGACUACAUGAAGUAUUCUCGCCUGUUCAGGUGCUCCAAUGAAAAGGGCUAUUUUGCUGUGUCUGAAAAAUGCUCAGAUUUCUGCCAAGACGAUUUGGCGGACGACGACAUCAUGCUCCUAGACAAUGGGCGUGAGGUAUACAUGUGGGUAGGAACACAGACCAGCCAGGUGGAGAUAAAGUUGAGUCUCAAAGCCUGCCAGGUAUACAUCCAGCACAUGCGCUCGAAGGACACAGCUCACCCGCGGAAACUGCGCCUGGUUCGGAAAGGCAACGAACCGCCUGCCUUCACCCGCUGCUUCCAUGCCUGGAGCGUUUUCCGGAAGCCUCCGGCCUAAGCCGCUCGCUGAUGGCAGUGGCCUCUCCAUGGGACUCUAUGGCACCUGCUGGACCUCAGUGCUCAAGUAGGGGCGGUACAGCUGUAUCCUGGUGUUUUUUUUUAAGACCAGCUGAUUGGACAAAAUGUUACUAGAGGAGGAGCUAGAAUUUGCCCCUCCCCUUUUAAAGAAACAGCACCAACCUAUUAAGCUCCCCCCCCCCCCCCCCACUUUUCACCUCAAUUUUUCUCUCUCCUCACUACCUUGGGGCAGUGAAAUAGGUGCUGCCUGGACCCACUCUUGCGAAAACAUUGCCGCUGGGACUCUUCCCACAUCUACAGCAUCACUAUGUUGUUUUUCCCACUUGCACAGAGAUCUUUUUUAUAUAGUAUAUUUAACAGAACGCACGUGAGCUGCGACUUCUUAUUCUGCUCUUUGAGAGCACUGCAGCCUGGACCCAGUUUGAAGUCUGUAACAGCAACCUCUCUCCUGCAAAUGGAUGGCCUGUCUCUUUUAGAAGCAAGUUGUGUGAGGCUGGGCAGAGGAGCGAGACGACUGGCGCCUUCAACUUGGGCAAAAGAGUUUGCAGUGCACUUAAAAGACUUCAGGAAAAACCGUGACGGAGAAGUCCAUUUUAAAAAUCAGAUAAAAUAAAAUCAAGUUUAUUGCUUUUAAAAGUUGUUAUCUGCUGCUAGGCCUCAUGGGUGCAAAAAAUGUCUCCUUUGAAAUGUAUGGUGACUUGUGCAUUUUGAGGAAAAGGCAGGCAUACCUUUUAUCUAUAAAAACCUACCAUGCAAUCGCUGCAGUUGUCCUUUUAAAGGUUAGUAUCUUGCAAAAUUCCUGUAUGGAAGGAGGAAAUUGUGGAUAAUUUUACAUUCAUGCUUUGGUGACUGGCCUGGUCUCUCCUAAUAUUGCUUACUGACAACUGCCUUCCAGCAUAGUAACAUUUUUAAGUGUUGCCCCCUUUACACUGAAUUUUCUGUGUCAGAAAGGGAGAACCGUUUCAGCUGUAAAAGCUUCAUCCCACCCCCAAAAGGAUUUGGCCUGUUCUAGGUCAUGUCCAUGCUAAUCUCCAUAUUAUAAGGUGGGUCCUUAAUCUGCUUGGCUCUUCAGUGGGUGCUGCAAACAGCCUCUAACCUAAGCAGGACAUGAGACGACUUCCACCAUUUCAAAGCCACCCUUGUCUGCCCCCUUCAGAAGGCAGGGAGUUCCCACUGCCGCCUUCCUCCCUGUACUGGGACUGGCAGCGGCGGUUUCACCCCGGUCCUUCGUGGGGCUGACACUGCUUGUUCCUCCUUCCGCUUUUCAACAUCACGACAUGUCCGUAUAAUCACGAAGUUUGGCUGCUGAUACAUCACAAUGUUGGAAAGCAGAUAUUGCCCAGGCUUACCUGGGACCGAUGGGAGUUCAAAAGUUAUCAGGAGGCCAUCAGGCAAAGAGAAACCCAGAGGUACACUCUGGCCACGUUUGUGACCUCGGAUGGCAGCAACUAUCCUCUGAAAUGGGGCUGGGGAACUGGAUCCCACCUAUCAGUGGCCUGACAUCAUGAUUCAGGGUGCGUUUGAACAUGGCUGUCUGCACAUUCCACUCGUUUAGCUGUUAUGUGAUGUUUUCCCAUUGCUAUUGCAUCACUCCCAUCUGGAAGGGCACCCUAGCACAACAAAACAUGAGACCAAAAAAAUAAAACAGAAUGUUUUUGGCAUAAGCAGCUGCAGGAUUUUCUGCAGGGACCGACAGGUUAUGAACGGACUGGAAACCAAGCUGUAUAUUGUGAAUGCUUUGCAGACACAAAUCAGUAUUGAUCACAUUUAGCUUCCUCCAAUACCACCACGGGCACAAAGUCAUCAUGAACCCACAAUUAACAGGGAACCUGGAACAACAAGCCACACAUAAGCUUAAGAUACUAUUAAAUGCUUUAUUUUUUUCCAUUAUUAAAAACCUGUAUUAAUAACUAAACAAUGCUAAAUCUGUCAUCUGAGCAAAACAAAGAAGGUCCCAACAGAGAGGGUACAUUCUACCAAGGAAACUAACCCCCCUCCAAACUCCCUUCCACAAUUAAGUCUGCCAAAAUAAAAAAAAAUUAAGACACACAAUGGCACGUUUCCACUAUAGAACUCCGCUCUGUCAUCCGCUCACAAACAUGCGCACCCUUGCAAAAUCACACACUCUCACAUGCACGUCUGGGUUUUGGGGGGAGGGGGCGAGGAAUCAAACCGUACCAAAAAACAAAACAAAAAAGUCUGACAAAGAGUUUCGUGUAACGUCAUUAUCAGGAGGCAACGUCUGGGCAUUAAGCAGCGAGGAAAUGAUCCCACGCAUGGAACAGACAGCCACAAUCUAAGGCAGAGCCCGCACUAUUUUAAGACUUAAUACCAGCUUUCGCCAACUUGGUACCUUCCAGAUAUUCUGGACUACCAACUCCCAGCAGCCCCAGUUGGAGAAAGCUGCUCCAUCUUCCAGGCCUGAGCCAGCGUCUGUACCUGUCCAAGACCCAAUUUUACAAAUAUAUAUAAUGGCUGGCUCCCCUUCUCUCCCACUUGCCAAACUUUUCUUGGCACUAAAAUGUCAGCGGUGGGAACAAAAAACGAGGAAACAACUCAUACUGUAAGACCUCAGCGAAAGAAGAAAGAAACAAAACAAGCCAAGACCUGAACUCAGCGCUUCGUCGCUGCAAAGGUUACCUUGGCCACAAGACAGGCUGCAAAGGCCAGAGCUUCUGCCAGCAGGAGGUAAUGCCAAAGAAACACAGGUAAGAGAUGACUGCUUAUUAAAGCAGAGGUAGAGGAGGAAACUCUGGGCCUUCCAAGUGUUUGCUGGGCUGCAACGCCCAUCAUUCUCGAGCAAGGGCCAUGCUGAAUGAUGGGAAUUGGAGUGCAACAUCAUCUCAAGGGAUGCUGGUUCCCCACCCCUGUAUUAAAGGCUGCCUGACACACUGCCCACCUGUGAGAAGCACAUGGCUUUCCACAGGCAAAGGAAGAUGGGUAAGUCCAGGCGUAGCCCCUUGCAAGAUGCAGCUGGAUGAUUUAGGUGCCUCACCCAAACACAGAGAGCACGACCUGCCGCAGUCAUUGCACACCAUCUCCAAAUCCAUUCUCCAAAAAACCUCAAGCGGAUUACAAAAAUCCAGGAGCUGGGAAGAGAGUCCCACCUUUUGACACAAAUAAGGUCCUACAGAUUUCUAACAUCCCACUGCUUGGCUGGAAAAGAAAGGCUGCCUUUUAAUAGCAAAACAGGAUUCGGCAGCUGUUUUCAGAGGGUGGCCUGGAGCUGGUGACUUGGAGCCCUUUCGAGUUCAGGAUUCAUAAAUAAAUGAAAAUGUGACAAGAGGGACAGAAUCAGAUGGGGGAAGCAAGGCGUCGCAGCCUCUCUGCCCGACAGAUGCACCGAAGAUGCUUGGGCUCUCCGGAUGUCGAUGGACCACAACUCCCAUCAUCCCUGACCAUGCUGGCUGGACAUCUGGAAGGCACAGAUUCCCCUCUCUCUGUUAAGGGGGGAGAUCUUAAGAGGCGGCAAAAGGAGGAGACAAGGAGUAAAUAAUAACACACUAGGCAAAAAAAAA